AUGUUUACAUAUGGGCAAGAUCCCGAUGUUGUUCGGUGGGGUCUCCAGCUGUUUGAUGGUGGGCCAUAUUGUGGAUAUGGUCCACAAAAUUAUACAGAUUGUUAUCAUGAUCAGUAUUCUAGAGAAGAAGCCAGUUAUCACACGGAAUGCAUCACCACAGAAAAUGACAAACUUGCCCUUCAAGAAAACACAUCCCCUUUUUUGGUUGCAGAAGCGUCUACACCUUCUUGUGAAGACAUUGAUCAUUCACAAUCAUCAUUUUAUCUUCAAGAUUCACUUAACCAGUCUAUGGCAAACUACAGCCUUGAAGAUGAUGAUGAUGAUGAUGAUGAGAACACAAAUGAUAGCCCUACAAGGCAGUUUGACUAUGGUGAGGAAUUGUCUUACUCAUUGGAGUUGAGUGAUGAUGAAGUAGGCAAGAGGUUGAAUCAGAUGGCUUCUGUUCCUCAUGUUCCCAAAGUCAAUGGAGAAAUUCCUUCCUUAGAUGAAGCAACUUUAGAUCAUCAAAGGCUACUCGAUAGACUGCAGUUAUAUCAAUUAGUAGAGUCUAAAGUUCAAGGGGAUGGAAAUUGUCAGUUUCGAGCAUUGUCAGAUCAAGUUUAUCGUACAACUGAACACCAUCAAUUUGUGAGACAACAAAUUGUAAAUCAGCUUAAAUUACACGCAGAUAUAUACGAGGGAUAUGUCCCUAUGAUGUAUGAUGAUUACUUGAAGAAUAUGGCCAAGGUUGGUGAAUGGGGUGAUCAUGUCACGUUACAGGCUGCUGCUGAUUUGUAUGGCAUCAAAGUUUUCGUAAUCACAUCAUUUAAGGACACGUGUUAUAUCGAAAUUGUUCCGAGUGUUCAAAGGUCAAAUCGAGUAAUUUUCUUGAGCUUUUGGGCUGAGGUUCAUUACAAUUCAAUAUAUCCUGUGGAAGAUAUCCCGAAUAUGCGACCAUGA
This is a messenger RNA of Lactuca saligna, 939 nucleotides long. NCBI's taxonomy places the organism in Eukaryota, Viridiplantae, Streptophyta, Magnoliopsida, Asterales, Asteraceae. The record is from the annotation of a GenBank genome assembly.